This is a messenger RNA of Nannospalax galili (Upper Galilee mountains blind mole rat), 1032 nucleotides long. Its product is annotated as olfactory receptor-like protein OLF4. Gene Ontology annotation, molecular function: G protein-coupled receptor activity; olfactory receptor activity. Gene Ontology annotation, biological process: G protein-coupled receptor signaling pathway. Gene Ontology annotation, cellular component: membrane. The record is from RefSeq and is a predicted model, not a curated record. NCBI's taxonomy places the organism in Eukaryota, Metazoa, Chordata, Mammalia, Rodentia, Spalacidae.
AUGCCUCCUUGGCAAGACAGUGAGGUGGAAAAUCCAAAUUCUUCAGUGACAGUAUCCAAAAUGGAGUUUGUCCAGCAUCUCCAGGAAAUUAGAAACCAAACCACCAUCUCUGGCUUCCUGUUCCUGGGCUUCUCUGAACAUCCACAACAAAAGCCUCUCCUGUUCGGGAUCUUCCUGAGCAUGUACCUGGUCACUCUGCUGGGGAAUCUGCUCAUCAUCCUGGCCAUUGGCUCUGACCACCACCUCCACACACCCAUGUACUUCUUCCUGGCCAACCUGUCCUUCAUUGACACCUGCUUCACCUGCACCAUUGUCCCCAAGGUGCUGACCAACAUCCACACACAGAAUCACACCAUCUCACACACAGGGUGCCUUCUGCAGAUGUACUUCUUCAUGGCAUUGGCCCUGCUGGAUACUUUCCUGCUGGCUGUGAUGGCCUAUGAUCGCUAUGUGGCCAUCUGCCUUCCUCUACACUACGCCACAAUCAUGGGUCCCCAACGAUGCCUGCUGCUGGUAGCCACAUCCUGGCUCUGCUCCAACCUCCUGGCCUUUUCCCUCACACUCCAGAUGGCGCGAGUCUCCUUCUGUGGGUCCCAUUCCAUCCCACACUUUUUCUGUGAUCUUCUUCCACUCCUCAAGCUCGCCUGCUCAGACACCCAUACCUUUCAGCUCAUGAUAUUUGCUGAAUCUGCCCUCUCAGGUGUGGUCCCUCUCACCUGCGUUCUGGUUUCUUAUGCCCACAUCAUGCACACCAUCCUCAGUAUCCCCUCUGCUGGGGGGAAGCACAAAGUCUUCUCAACCUGUGGCUCUCACCUGAUAGUGGUUACCCUCUUCUAUGGAAGUCUCUUUCUGGUAUAUUUGCAGCCAUCAUCCUCCUACUCUGCAGAUUUUGGGAUGGUAGCAUCUGUGGUAUACACAAUUGUCACCCCUAUGCUGAACCCCUUUAUCUAUAGCCUAAGGAACAAGGAUAUAAAGCAGGCUUUGUGGAGACUACUUAGCUGGAGAGUUUUGAAAAAUACUUUCAUACACUAA